This is a messenger RNA of Fusarium vanettenii 77-13-4, 1950 nucleotides long. RefSeq lists its product as uncharacterized. Gene Ontology annotation, biological process: regulation of DNA-templated transcription; DNA-templated transcription. Lineage: Eukaryota; Fungi; Ascomycota; Sordariomycetes; Hypocreales; Nectriaceae. Gene Ontology annotation, molecular function: zinc ion binding; DNA-binding transcription factor activity, RNA polymerase II-specific; DNA binding. The transcript is spliced from 6 exons. The annotation marks the transcript as partial. The record is from RefSeq and is a predicted model, not a curated record.
CAGAUUGCCUGCGAUCGACUUGACCCUUGCUCAAAUUGCAUCAAAAAGGGUUGGAAUUGCGAGUUUCCAUCGCGUCAAAGGUCUACCGUUAAGGGACAGCGCAUUCAUAUCACCUCUGUGUACGAGAACAAGAUUAGCAAUAUCGAGAAGCAACUGCAGCAUGUAAUUGGCAUCCUCGAGCCAUAUGUUUCAGCCUCGUCAGCCAGCGCAGCAUCGGCCUCUGAGUCGCCCAAACGCAAGAGACCCUGCAUAGUCAACGAAGGAGAGAGAUCUCAACCCGGUCCCCGUUUUAAUGCGGCAUUUCCCCUUACACCAUCAACAAACACCACGUCAACACCUUUGUCUGCUUUUGAGGGCGACUCAUCGCUGGCUGCUCAUACAGCCAUGGCCAACAGCUUACUUGAGACAGCAGUAAGUUCGUCGUCCUUGCAGCCUCGGAUGGCUGAGGGGAUGGAGAACUUGCGCCAACUGAUCAGCGUCAAUGGUGAAAUACCCGAUGCUUAUGGGAUGGCAUCUUCGCACAACCCAAGACUCGGUUUGACUCCCAUGUUACCCCAGGGCGAGAUGUCUAUGCCUCCGAUUCAGACUGUCUUGAAGGUCCUAGACUUGAUGAAAGGGAAUCCUCGUUUUGAGUCAAUGGGCUUCCACAUGUUCUUGUCAGCCACCAAGUUCAUGGGGUAUCUAAACAGGGUGUAUACACCAGGAGAAGUGUCAACACUUGCUGAUUUUAUCAUCGUAAACGGAGCGCUUAUCGAUGUGUUCCUGCGAAGCAUUCUACUCACCGACGACAUUGACAUGAGAAGAGAUUUUCAGCAGCAAAUGAACCUCUGCGAGGGAAACCUCGAGAAUGCGUUAUCCAAACUUCCUGUUCACAUGCCGCACACGAUAGACCACAUCACAGCUCUGACCUUUGCUGUAUAUCACGCAAUCAGAUCAUCCCAAACCUCCCUUGCCUGGAGUUUAGUGACUACGGCCAUACAUAUGAGUAUUACUGCCGGUUUUCACCGCGCAUCAUCGGCCAAGAAUGAGUCCAAGCAAGAGACUAAUCAGAAAGCAUGGCUCUUUUGGUCACUUUACAGUGUUGAGAAGGGUCUCUCCCUACGACUUGGCCGACCCUCGUCCAUCUUGGAUUACGACAUCACAGUACCACUGCCGCAACACGAAGACCCAGAAAUCACCGCAUACACGUCAACCUUCAUCCGGUGGAUUAGGUUGUCCAUUGUCCAGGGCAAGAUCUACAAGAUGCUGUAUAGCCCUGCGGCACUAGCUGAGACCCCAGAAAGAAGAGCAACUUGGGCCCGUUCGCUUGUUGAGGAAACGAAAAAGAUUUACAAGCAAGUAGACGAAGCAAGUGUAGUAUCAGGAAACGAGACGGAGCUUUCCUUCUUCUCAGAAAACGUCCUGUUCUAUUCCACUUUAACUCUUAUACUGAAGUCCCUUCCUCCAGAUGAGGGUUCAACACAUCAUUUUGCAUCAGAAUGUAUCACGACGGCAAGGAUCGCUCUUCAGAAGCAUCAAGAUUACUGCAAGGCUCUAGGGCCCGAUAGUGGUAGACACAUCGACGUUUAUGUCAACUGGACGAUUCUGUAUAACCCAUUCGUCCCUUUCAUCGCCAUAUUCUGUCACGUGAUAGAAUCGGGAGACGUGCAAGAUCUCAAUCGACUACAGGCAUUCGUUGCCUCUUUAGAAUCUGCACGCAUGUACUCGCAGGCCACAGCAAACAUCCACCGCCAGUUUCAAGCUCUGUACAAUAUCGCGCAGCAGUUCACAGAGAUACGGACAUCGAACGAGCUUCUCAACGACGAGGCCAUCACUGAGUUUGACGAGUAUAUACAGGCAUUGGGUAUUUUCCCAUCUCGAAUGACAUAUAAUGAUAGUCUCGGACUUCUACCCAGCGCUGAAGCGGAUGACAUGGAACUCAAUGGCUGGGGCUGGUCUCAGGGUAAAUAA